CAUGAAUGUGUAUGUGUGGGCUGAUGUUGUUUGGGUAUGCCAAUCAAUAGAGCUGCGGCCGUGUAAAUGCGGUCGGAGAUGAUGAAACACUAGACCUAAAUCCAUAUCCGUAAAAUAUACGGGGAAUGGCUUGGAAUAAGUCCUCGACCGCUCCUCGUAUAUCAAAUAAAGCGGCUAUAUGAAAGGAUCUCACAAAAAGAAUGAAAAAUCAAGAUGAAAAAUACCAAGGUAUGGCACAGUUACACCGGACUCAGAAGAGUAUGGACCUAACCUAUAGCUAUUUUUCUCGGGUGAAUCCCCUUGUACUUUGGAUAUGCGUUUUAUGAACAUCCAGCAAUCAUCAAUCCACUCUUUCACGGAGCAAAAAGAAGCAUAUAAUCAGUACUCCUGGUACAUAGGAACGUUCAAACAAAGGCUUCGUUCGGAUACACCAGGCAAUUACACAAGCGGUACUUCGCACAGACAAAUGCUGGGCCGUAUGAUAGGAAAGCAUAUAUGGCUAUACUGCUGAAAAUGUUGGCUUAUGCACAGAGGAAGGUAGUUUGGUUGGGUACAUGCUGGAAUGUCAGAUGCACGUAGCCUGGGUGCCGUUGUCGUUGUGUUGCUUAGCGUAGAUUAAACAUGUAUAUGUAUAUAGCCC
Messenger RNA from Babjeviella inositovora NRRL Y-12698, 640 nucleotides. RefSeq lists its product as uncharacterized. The coding region runs from base 314 to 511 and encodes 65 amino acids. Lineage: Eukaryota; Fungi; Ascomycota; Pichiomycetes; Serinales. The record is from RefSeq and is a predicted model, not a curated record. The transcript has a single exon.